Molecule: messenger RNA, 930 nt
Organism: Rhagoletis zephyria (snowberry fruit fly)
Lineage: Eukaryota; Metazoa; Arthropoda; Insecta; Diptera; Tephritidae
Source: RefSeq, a predicted model, not a curated record
AUGGCAAGCAGAAAGCUGCAACUGCGAGUGAAGACUCGCUCCGGGCAGUUCCUAGUGGACUCGCUCAGUCUGGAGGAGAACAGCAUCGGCGAGCUGAAGGCGGCCAUCUGGAGUCUGACGAAGGUCCAUCCGGACCAGUGUCGCAUCAAGAUUGGCUUUCCCCCGGAGGAGAUUUUCCUCGUCGACGACUCGCAACGGAUAGGGGAAAUUUUCAAGAGUGCCCGCGAGACGAUGUUGCUCGAGGAGGAGGGAACGGGAGGAGGCGGCGGUGGUGGAACAGCUCCAGCAGCAGCACCUCCUCCACCUCCACCAAAACCAAAACGAACGAUGCACCGCGUGGAGGUGCCCGCCAACAACUCCUGCAUGUUCGUCUCCGUCAACUACUGCCUCACCAGGCGCCUCCGCCCAAAGUGCCCCGAGCUGCGCGAGCUAAUUGCGAACACCGUCAAGGCCGACCCGGAGACCUACUCGGAGGCCUUUCUGGGGAAGCCGAACAGCGAGUACUGCACCUGGAUCCGCAACGAGGACCACUGGGGCGGCGGCAUUGAGCUGAGCAUCCUCUCGAAGUACCACCAGCUGGAGAUCGUCGCCGUGGACACGCAGAACACGCGGCUGAAUCGCUUCGGCGAGGACCAGGCCUACGACCGGCGGAUCUUCCUCAUCUUCGACGGCAUCCACUACGACCCGCUGAUAGUGAGGGACAGCGCCGACCCGAACAACCAGGAGCAGGCGAUCUUCCUGGCGGACGACGCCGAGGCGACCGAGCUGGCGAUUGCCUUUGCGCGGGAGGCCAAGGCGAAGCACCAGUACACGGACGUCAAUCGGAUGGUGCUCCGGUGCGGCCAGUGCGGCCAUACUUUUCCGCAGACGGAGGCGCGGGCUCACGCCAAGGCCACCGGACACGCCGACUUUAGCGAGGUGGUCGGCUGA